This is a messenger RNA of Phycodurus eques (leafy seadragon), 2585 nucleotides long. RefSeq names its product syntaphilin (gene snpha). Gene Ontology annotation, biological process: neuron differentiation. The coding region runs from base 187 to 1611 and encodes 474 amino acids. Lineage: Eukaryota; Metazoa; Chordata; Actinopteri; Syngnathiformes; Syngnathidae. Gene Ontology annotation, cellular component: mitochondrion; cytoplasmic microtubule. The transcript has 5 exons. The record is from RefSeq and is a predicted model, not a curated record.
GUGGGCGCUUGAUGGCUGCAGGAUGCGCUCGGAUCCGCAUCGGCUGCGUCUUCUCGCCCCGCUGCCAGCGACGCGCCAGCUGCAGCCUCGCUGUCGUCGUCGUCCGCGUGAGCCGCACGCUCUGCUCCGAGGCUUCUGACACGAGUCUAGCUGGAAGGACUCUGUGCCUCCCUCACUAGAGGCAGCAUGUCCGUAACGCUCACCCCAAGCAGGAAGCCUUCAUUAGGUCAGUGCAGGCGCUCGGCAGGAACGAGUGGCAGCAGUGGACGAUGCACCCAUAGUGACGUGUCCAGCACCAGCCACUACCCGCUGAAGAUCAAGACGACAGAGGGAAGUCUCACACCUCAGAUGUAUGCCAGUACUUCGAGGCGUCAGGCAAAGCGCACGGUGUGCAGUGACAACCGUGGGAUCAGGCCUCCCACUCCAGAGCAGUACCUCACACCUCUGCAGCAAAAAGAGGUGUGUAUACGUCACCUGCGAGCCAGACUGAGGGACAACGUGGAGAGAUUGCAACACAGGGACUAUGAAAUAGAUGAGUUGAGGACUCAGCUGUACAGGAUGCAGGAAGACUGGAUCGAAGAGGAAUGCCACCGUGUGGAGGCCCAGUUAGCACUCAAAGAGGCCCGCAAGGAAAUUAAUCAGCUCCAAGAAGUGGUGGAGUCCGUGAGGUCCAACCUUGGUGUGCGGGAGCAAGACCCCCAUCACAACCACAAGCCAUACACGUCCCAGGACCCGAGGACCGGCGGGAGGUCCCGCUCCUGCGGCUGCUCUCCUGCCAGCACUUUGACCCGCAGCAGGCACCUGAGCGGCGAGGCCCUGCAGACCGAGUCAAGCCGAGCGCCGCGCCACCUGCUGCUGGAGGCGGCGCUCCUGUCGGAGCAGACGCCUCGACAGGGCCGCGUCAAGGGAACGGCGUCUCCAUCGCCCGCCUGUGACCUUCUUUGCCGAGGGGCCGCCGCGUUGCCUGUCUCGCACUCCUGUCACUCUCUGGGCGGAAGCUGCUACCUCCCUCAUCAUCACUUGUUCCUGCACUUACCUCAGGAGGAGCCCCCGGAAACGGUCGCCUCGACUCUGACUGCAGUCGCGGUCCCGAGUGCUCCGGCGGGGAGGAAGCCAGAGGUGCGCUCGCAGGCCUGCAGUCCGACCAUGACCUGGCUUUCCUGCGAGGAAAACGGCGCAGAGGAGCUGAGUGUCAUUUCUGCAGCGUCGGUGGACGCGAGCCCCGCGCAGCCCCUCGUCUUUCCGACGGCUUCACCUCCUCUGUCUCCUCCCGAGAAUCCCCAUGUGUGCCAACCCCGCCCCGCGGCUCCUCGGAGGCAGGGAGCUGCUGUCCUGGAGAUGGAGGAGGACACCAAGGAAGAAGCAGGAAAUGACGAUUCGCUUCAGCCGUGCCACUGGAGCCCGUACUUUCUCGUGGAUCUGUUGGCUUUGGCGGUGCCGGUGGUCCCAACUGUGGCGUGGCUGUGUCGGGGGGCGCCUCGGGACAUCGUGCCCGUCUAUCAUAUCGGGUCCCUGCUGAGAGGAUGCUGCGCUGUGGCCCUGCACUCGCUCCGUCAAAGAGGCGCGGGCCAAGGACGCAGGCCGGCCAGCGUGAGUGGAACGCCGAUCUGAAUUUGCAUCUCGAUCGAUUAUUUUUUUUAAAAAUCAGAUUUAUCAAUUUUUUUUAUUUGGCGCCAAAUAUACCACACAUAGUACCACAUUUUGCUUUGAGAUGGUAUUUUAAACUUAUGCUCCGAGGAAAAGAGAGUUCAGCAGUGCACUAUAUGCAAAUUACCUUUGUUUUGUUUUUUUCCCCGAAAGUCCAAUGGGGUGACUUCUGAAGCAAAAUUUGCCGCCGAGCACACUAAAUCGGAGUCUCCUCACUUAUCUUUGCACCGGCGUAAACAUUGACCUGAUCACUGACCUCAUAGCAACCUGCGCUGCAUUUUAGAUAUCCAUCCGUGGUUAAGGUUAAGGAUUAAAGGAGCGUGUGUGUGGUCAAAAUAAAUUGUGUGAUUAAUCUGAGUUAAUACAUGAUUCAUGCAAAUUAUUUGUAUUUAUUUUUGUGAUUAAUCAUAAAUUAACGCUUUCACUUUGACAGCCCUAAUCUCAGUCCUCCUGCCUUCCUCAAAUAUACAGGUACUAACUACCCUUUGGAUAUGUUAUUUUUGACACACACCCCUGAUAUUCAGACACCUUUGUGGCUAAAAUUUACGUACACAAACUGCUAAACACCAUAAAUCAAUAACCUUUUUUAUUUCCAACAUCCAUCCAUCCAUCCAUUUUCCACCGCUUAUCAGAGGUUGGGUCACGGGGGCGGUAACUUUAGCAGGGACGCCCAGACUUCCCUCUCCCCAGCCACUUCAUCCAGCUCUUCCGGGGGAUCCCGAGGCGUUCCCAGGCCAGCCGUAGGACGUAGUCUCUCCAGCGUGUCCUGGGUCGUCCCCGGGGUCUCCUCCCGGUGGGACGUGCCCGGAACACCUCACCGGGGAGGCGUCCGGGAGGCAUCCGAAUCAGAUGCCCCAGCCACCUCAUCUGGCUCCUCUCAAUGCGGAGGAGCAGCGCCUCUACUCUGAGAUCCUCCCGGAUGACCGAGCUUCUCACCC